Molecule: messenger RNA, 2586 nt
Organism: Charadrius vociferus (killdeer)
Lineage: Eukaryota; Metazoa; Chordata; Aves; Charadriiformes; Charadriidae
Gene: GRAMD1B
Product: GRAM domain containing 1B
Exons: 20
Coding region: 1-2586 (861 amino acids)
Biological process (GO): intracellular sterol transport
Cellular component (GO): plasma membrane; endoplasmic reticulum membrane; endoplasmic reticulum-plasma membrane contact site
Molecular function (GO): sterol binding; sterol transfer activity
Source: RefSeq, a predicted model, not a curated record
AUGCCAGCUGCCAAUAUGACAGAAACCCUGCAGCUCCCAGCACUGCAAGUCCCAGAGCAGCAGGUGGUGGAGGGUGGCCGUGCCUGGUCCAGUUCAUCCACCCCAACCCUGCGCAGGAAGCGCUUCAAGAUGAGGCGGAUGAAGAAUGUGCAGGAGCAGAGCCUGGAGGUCAGCAGGUAUCAAGAUUCUCCUUCCUCCAGAAAGGAAUACCUGCAGCUCCCAUCCAUUGAAAUCACCCCCUCCAGUGAUGAGGACACUCCCUGGUCCAACUGCUCUACACCCAGUGCUUCCCCGCGGCGCAAGCGCUUCCUCCUUCGGAAGUGGCUGCGUGUGAGAGAGAAGAAGGAAUACAGUGAGAGCAGCAGUCAGCAGAGCAGCCAGCAAAGCAGCCACGAUGAUGACUUGUCCCGAUUCUUGAGCCCUCAUAUGCGUGACGACAGUACUGCCAGUAACUCAAACCGCAGCACGCCUGCCUGCUCCCCAAUCCUGCGCAAACGUUCCCGGUCCCCAACACCACAGGACUCCCAAGGAGACACCAUGGUGGAAAAAGGCUCGGACCACUCAUCAGACAAAUCCCCGUCGACGCCGGAGCAGGGUGUACAGCGUAGCUGUUCCUCUCAGUCAGGCCGCAGUGGGGCCAAGAAUUCCAAGAAAAGCCAGAGUUGGUAUAAUGUGUUGAGUCCAACAUACAAACAACGGAAUGAAGAUUUCAGGAAACUCUUCAAACAGCUUCCUGACACGGAACGCCUCAUCGUAGAUUACUCAUGUGCGCUACAAAGAGACAUUCUCCUGCAGGGCCGCCUCUACCUCUCUGAAAACUGGAUUUGCUUUUACAGCAACAUCUUCCGUUGGGAGACACUGCUGACUGUACGCUUGAAGGAUAUCUGCUCGAUGACCAAGGAAAAAACAGCACGGCUCAUUCCUAAUGCCAUCCAAGUUUGCACUGACACUGAAAAGCACUUUUUUACUUCCUUUGGGGCUCGAGACAGGACGUACAUGAUGAUGUUCAGACUCUGGCAGAAUGCUCUCCUUGACAAGCCUCUCUGUCCAAAGGAGCUCUGGCACUUUGUCCACCAGUGUUACGGGAACGAGCUGGGUCUGACCAGUGAUGAUGAAGACUAUGUGCCUCCUGAUGAUGACUUCAACACAAUGGGCUACUGUGAAGAAAUCCCCGUGGAAGAGAAUGAAGUCAACGACAGCUCCUCAAAAAGCAGCAUGGAGGCCAAGCCAGAAGCUAGCCCUCAGCUGCCAAAGAAAUCUGUCACUGCCAGCACACUGACAUCUACAGGAAGCAGUGAAGCGCCAGCCUCGUUUGAUGGAGUGCUACCAGAAGAGGAGGAGGCAGUGGCAGAGAGUCCUGUGGAAAAAGACCUUGGCAUUGCAAAUAUCAUGGGAGAGAAGAUAGAGAUCAUUGGCCCUGUGAACUCCCCUUCCCUAGACUUCAAUGACAACGAAGAUAUUCCCACUGAGCUCAGUGACUCAUCAGAGACCCAUGAUGAAGGGGAAGUCCAGGCCUUUUACGAGGAUCUGAACGGCCGUCAGUAUGUGAAUGAAGUGUUCAACUUCAGCGUGGACAAACUGUACGACUUGCUUUUCACGGACUCUCAGUUCCAGAGGGACUUCAUGGAACAGCGCCGGUUCUCUGAUAUUAUCUUUCAUCCCUGGAAGAAGGAAGAAAAUGGCAAUCAGACUAGAGUGAUCUUGUAUACCAUUACCCUCACCAACCCUCUGGCCCCCAAAACUGCCACUGUCACUGAGACGCAGACAAUGUACAAAGCCAGCCAAGAAAGCGAGUGCUAUGUCAUAGAUGCAGAGGUGCUAACUCACGACGUCCCCUACCAUGAUUAUUUCUACACCAUUAACCGCUAUACGUUGACUCGUGUUGCCAGAAACAAAAGCCGACUCAGGGUUUCCACAGAGCUACGUUACAGGAAGCAGCCUUGGGGGCUGGUGAAAUCCUUCAUUGAGAAGAAUUUUUGGAGCGGCCUAGAAGAUUAUUUCCGACAUUUGGAGAGUGAACUGACCAAAACCGAGAGCACGUACCUGGCUGAGGUCCACAGACAAUCCCCCAAAGAGAAAGUAAGCAAGCAAUCGACGGUGCGCCGCAGGAAACGGGCCCAUGCCCAUCUGCGGGUGCCACACUUGGAGGAGGUGCUGAGUCCCGUCACCACCCCCACGGAUGAGGAGGUUGCGCAUCGAAUCAAGCAUGUGGCAGGUUCCACUCAGACACGGCACAUUCCUGAGGAGAGCCCCAGCGGUUUCCACCUGCAGAGUGUCUCUAAGCUGCUCCUUGUCAUCAGUUUUGUUCUGGUGCUGCUCGUCAUUCUCAAUAUGAUGCUGUUCUACAAGCUCUGGAUGUUGGAAUAUACUACGCAGACGCUCACGGCAUGGCAGGGCUUGCGGCUACAAGAAAGGUUACCCCAGUCUCAGACAGAGUGGGCCCAGUUACUAGAAUCUCAGCAGAAGUAUCAUGACUCAGAGCUACAAAAAUGGCGUGAGAUCAUCAAAUCCUCCGUGAUGCUUCUAGACCAGAUGAAGGAUUCACUAAUAAAUCUUCAGAAUGGCAUCGGGUCCCGGGACUUCUAA